Molecule: messenger RNA, 774 nt
Organism: Leishmania braziliensis MHOM/BR/75/M2904
Lineage: Eukaryota; Euglenozoa; Kinetoplastea; Trypanosomatida; Trypanosomatidae
Exons: 1
Coding region: 1-774 (257 amino acids)
Source: RefSeq, a predicted model, not a curated record
AUGCGGGAGCAGCAGCAUAUGAUUGAGCAGCUCACGAGCACCGGGCUCGUGCAGGUGGCGGACCUCCUUGAGUUCGGCUUCAGUCCCGCAGAGCUCUGCGCCGCGGGACUGCACCUUCCAUCGCCACAUCACCGCGCCGGCGAGCAGACCAAGGGUGGCGGGGGAGCCGCACAAGCCGAGGAGAUUGCAAAUGACAGCCAUGAGGAUUGCCGCCGCCCCCGCAGGGCACCUCGGAAGCGCGCCUGGCCCGAUUGUGCAGCACAAAUGCGACCGCAGACGAACGAUCGUGCGACACCAUCGCCUGCUGCCCGUGAAGUCUCCACAGCCGCGCUGCUCACUGUGGCAAAGCCUGGAGAGCCGAAGACGGCCGCAAAGGGUGUGAUGACGCCUACCUUGCUGUCGGAGAAUACGCGCGCACAGAGUCUGCGCACCGCGAAGCUUGUGGAGCAGACGCAGCACCUGCGGCAGCGCAGAGGUGCUCAGGAUUGCGCUCGGUGGCUGUGCUACGACGAUGCGGACGACGAGGAGGCGUCGAGCACCACACCAACAGGGGCGUCCUCGGGGGAGGCGACCGCGGCGGUAACCUCGACAGCGCACAAGCCGGCCAAGACGUGCUGCAACACGGCUCUUGACUUCAGCGGCCUGGACGUGGCUGUCGUGAAGGAGAUUGCGCAGCGGCUGCAGGAGGAGAGCAGCCAUGACGCUUACGUGGAGAGCUGCCGCAUGCGCGACUACUUCGAGUCCCGAGAGGACGGCAAUACUCCCUACAUGUGA